Molecule: messenger RNA, 1098 nt
Organism: Rubroshorea leprosula
Lineage: Eukaryota; Viridiplantae; Streptophyta; Magnoliopsida; Malvales; Dipterocarpaceae
Source: the annotation of a GenBank genome assembly
CAGAAAUCUGGGCGGAGCGAGGGGCAGUUGGUGACAGCGAGAACAAAGCUACGGCAAGGGAGAAAAAAGAUGGCUCGAAAGGUUGCAACGAAAACAGUAGAGCGGGUUGGCAGCAUGUCUCUUUCUGAUGGAUGUAUUAUGCACAGAAACCAGGUAAUUCAAAGAGAACUUAAUUUGCAUGAGGUGAGGAAGAUGAUGAGAGUGGGGAAAAGGUUGGGUAUUGAAAUGCAAGGCAAUGAAGAAGAGGUUGAGUCUAGAAGAUUUUGGAAUUCAGAUGGCUUCGAUUGGGUUAUGAAGGAGUCAACGGCAGCAUCAGGAGGUCUGUUGUGUGUUUGGGACAAGUUGAAUUUUGUGAAGAGGGAAGUUUUUACGAGUGACGAUUUCUUGGGUGUUUCAGGGGAAUGGGGUACAAAGAAGUUGCAAUGUUAUUUUGUGAAUGUGUAUGCUCCAAAUGAUAGAAGGAAGAAGGGGGGAAGAAUAGGGGAGAAUCCAGAGAUGAGCGAUUUUAAUGCUUUUAUUGAGACAACUAGGCUAAUUGACAUUAGAUUGGCAAAUCGGUGGUUUACAUGGUAUAGAUCAGAUGGUUCUUCUAUGAGUAGGUUAGAUAGAGUAUUGAUGACUGAAGAGAUGUUUACUAUGGGAGGUGAAUGGGUGCAGCAAGGGCUGAGAAGAACCAUAUCGGAUCAUUGUGCCAUACUUACGAAGACAAAAAUCACAGACUGGGGGCCAAAACCGUUCAGGGUUUUGGAUGCUUGGCUGGAAUCAAGAAGUGUUUGGGGAUAUGGAAGCUCUUUGGGUGCAAGUGUUGCACUGGUGGGGUAUUGAGGCUGUGUUAUCAAAUACAAUAGAAGGAGUUGCAGAGUUCUUUCUACAUGGUUUGGGUAAGAUUAUAGGGAAGGAAAUGGGAGCAUGUAUUUUCCUUGCUGUUUCUUGGUAUCUCUGGUACUGUAGGAAUAUGGGAGUUUUUAAGCAUCUUGUGAGUUUUAGGGAAAGGGUGGUGGAUAUGAUGCAAGCCAAGAUCUUUUUCUGGAUUAAAACUAAGAUGCAAAGGUGUGUUUUUUCCUUUUCUAAGUGGUAGAAUAAUCCAAUACAGGUUGC